Brassica rapa (field mustard) is the source of this 8395-nucleotide messenger RNA. RefSeq names its product serine/threonine-protein kinase-like protein CCR2. Gene Ontology annotation, molecular function: ATP binding; protein kinase activity. Lineage: Eukaryota; Viridiplantae; Streptophyta; Magnoliopsida; Brassicales; Brassicaceae. Gene Ontology annotation, biological process: protein phosphorylation. The record is from RefSeq and is a predicted model, not a curated record.
CCGAUGUUCUCGCCGUUCCAAACAGCAAACACCGUGUUAUCUCUUCAAAAUUGCUCUAAAUCUGUGUGAUCCUGUGCGAUUUUCUUCUAUUAUUAUGCAAACACUUGCUUUAUUCUUCUUCUUUUUAUUCUCUCACAUGCUAUUACGUAGUCUUUCGUUGGAGAUUGAUGUACAUAUAAUAUGAUUAAGCACAUAACAGGAGAAUUGACCUUUUUAAUGAACAAGAGACUUGACUUUGCACUAUUAACUAAUCAAAUUCUAAAUUGACAGUGAACAGAUUCCAUUUUAAAGGAUUUGGGAAAAUAGUUUAAACUCGUUCUUUGUAGAUUUGGUUACGAUCCAUAACUCUUUUACUUCCAGUUAACCGUUUGAAAUGAUAUCAUGUUUUAAAUCCAUUAGAAACCCAGCGACCAUAGAAUUUGACGGUUGUACUCACCUAAACAAUUAAUUGAAUUUCAGUCCGGACUACACCUUAUUAUAACAAAAACAGUUGCAAGAUUGGUGAGUACCGCAUAUAACGUACGUGGAACAAACGCAUUAAACUAUGUUAAGGGGAUAAUUAUAAAUGAAAUCAAUUAAUUCCCCCCCCCCCCCCCCCCCGGGGGUCAAUUCACAUAUAUACUCUUUCUCUAGGAUGCUUUAGUGCUGUCCAAAUCUAGAUCAAAUAUGCCAAUGAAAAUAAUUUGGAUCCCUGAUAUUAUUGGAUUUUAAGCAGACUCCGGAGUGGUGUCAAUGGCCGCCGGCUCUAGUUAAAGUCCCUAUAGAAUGUAAACUCAAACGCAUUAAAUGUUGCAACUAACUCAUAUAUAAUUUUUUGAACAGUCACUAAGAUAUAAUUACAUAAUUGGAGCUAGUGCAAGCCGUUAUACAUUUGUUUCUGUGAUCGACUAAGAGAGAGGGGAAAUGAAAUUUAGCCCAGCUCUAAUUUACUGGGACGCCUUGCAACCCAAAGUCCAAACAACCGUGUAUCUACUUUGGGACUCUAUUUUUCAUUCCAUUUUUUACUAUAAAAUAGAAUAUGGAAAAAAAAAUAUUUCAACCAUACUCUAUUUUCACUCUAUAAAUAGAAUAAUUUAUUAUCUAUUUUUUUUAUUCAUUACUCCGUUAUGGAUAAGAAAUAUAAUAGGGUUGAAAUAUUCUAAUUUCAUAUUUGAUUUUACUCUAUUUUGAAGAAAAAAUAGAGUUUUACAUUGGAGAUGCUUUUAGGUCUUCUGUCAAAUUGUCCGUGCAAUUAGAAACACAAUUUUCUUUUAAACUAAAAAAAUUAUGUCCCGAAAAAUGUGAUGUAAUUUAUGGUAUAAAUGGCUCAUUCUCUUUUUCUAAUUUACUCGGAAAUAAUAGGGAACUUAUAUAUGGUUUUUACUCUCUAUUUUCUUAAUUCUCACCAUGAAAGUUUGAUUAUAAAACUAAUCGGGAUGAUUGGUGGGACUGUGUUAUCUUUAACUGUAAUUUUUAUUUAGUUUUUAAAAUUAUGAGUUUUACUAAUUUUAAAAAUAAAAAUAAAAUAGCUUUGUUUACUAAUAUUUUACUUUUUAUACAUUAUAAUUCUCAAAAUAUUUUACUUUUUUCAUUUUUUGACAAAAGUUUUCUGUUUUUAUUUUAUUUUUAUAAUUACAAUAUAUAUUAAAAAAAUUACUGACUAAAUCCUACAUCAACUUUUACAAUUACAGUAUUAUCCACAUUGAAACUUUAACUUUAAUAUGUUCAUAUUUCAAUUAAAUAAAAUAAAAUAAAAAAUUAAAGAAAUCGAUAUGGAUGUUGAAAAAAAUGGUGUAAGCAUAUUUUAAUAGAUAUUAUUGGAUUUAGUACAACAAAUUUUUUGGUAAUAAUUCAAAUUUUAUCCACGAAAACAAAUGAUACAUCGAUGUUCAAAAAAAAAAUGAUGUAAGGAUAUUUAUAAUAGGUAUUAUUCGAUUUCAUACAAUAAACAGCACUGUUUAAGCUAAUAUCACGUGGAGAAGGGCAUGUGCGACUUAUGAUUAAAUGCAAAGUCAAAUAACAACCCUUUUGACAGUACUCUAGUUUGCACGACACCACUUUUUCUAUAUCUAGUUGCGCCCGUUAAAAUUUGGAAAGAACUUAGACAAAAAAGUGUGUCAAUUUAUAUAAUAAUCGUAAACUGACGUAAUUUUUUUUGUGUUUUUUAACCUGGGGGUAUCUAACCGAGUCCCAACUAACAACGAGUUGUUAUUUGAAAAAUCAGUAUGCCACAUGCAUUUCUUACGCACUAUUUGGUGUCAUAAUUUUUUUCUUUUGAGAAAGGGCAUUAUUUGGUGUCAUAGUUCAUUCCAAAAAUUAUUCGAACUGUUAAGAAUACAUCUUUUUUUUUUGAACAACGUGUUAAGAAUACUUCAAAGUUCAACUUACUUAGUAAAUAAAAAAGUAUCAUACUAUAGCAAAUUAUUGUAUAAAUGAUUUGUUAUAAUUAUCUCUUGGUAUUUACUCCUAAACAAAGAUUCUUUAUAACUGCGUACGUACUUUAGUAAACAUGCAUAUGGAUAUAUUUUAUUCAUAAGUACUCCUAUUUAUUUUGUGGUCAAACUACAUAAUAGCGCAUUUCAACAAAUUCGAUUCAAAUGGUUUACAUUAAUUUUAUUUUUAUUUUUAUUUUUUUGGGCAAAACUGCCAGUCUUGUCUUAAUUAAUUCAAAAAUAAAUUACACAUACGUGUGACUUGUAGACACCACAAUUUUUGCAAGCUACAUAAUCUGUUAUCAUAAAUCAUUCUUUACAGAUCUGUAUAAGAAUUACAGUAAUUGUCCGUACAUUUUCAUUAACUAUAUAUUUUUCUUUUUCAAAAACUAAAAUGAUUUCUCUGGUAUGUUCCAUCUCCCUGACCAGUUUGUGUAACAUGAAUGUCUCUCUCCAAUGAACCUUCGCGCAGACAUAAACAGCUCACUUCCGUCAUUAUUAUUUAUAUUUUAAAACAUUAAAAAAAAAACAAGAACUGCAUUCAUUAACAUGUUCACUCAAUCACCUCCCUCAGAUCGAUUCUUUCCUCAACCUUCAUCAACUCAAACCUCAAAACAUGUCCAGCUUCCUCAUCUUCUUCCUCUUCGUCAUCACCACUUCAUUACUCAUCACCGUCCAUGGCUACGGCUCGACAGGAACCAUCGCCGCAGCUUUCGGUUCAAACGGGUUCUUCUGCGCCAUCGACGCAAGCGGGAAGCAAGAAGUCAUCUGCUGGGACAGAGGCAACACAAACCACUCUCCCGGAGAAAUCUCCGGUUACUCACCUCCGGCGAUGUCUUCUCUCUCCGGCGGCGAAGGCUUCCUCUGCGCCAUCACCUCCAACACCUCGCGUGCCUUCUGCUGGAACCUUCAAGAUCCUUCUCAAAACCUCGUCCCGAAAGCUUUUCAGUACAACUCUUACUCGAGUAUCGCGUCCGGUAACAACCAUGUCUGCGCUAUAAGUGGGUUGUACUACUCAGGUCCUGACUACGGUCCUGUCCAUUGCUGGGAGUAUACGGACACAUCUGGUGUUCUUUGGAACUCGUCUUUUCAUAAUCCUUACAUAGACACUCUCAUGUUUCGUAAGAUCGUGUCUGGAGAUGGGUUCACUUGUGGUGUUACUAAAGAUGGAGAGUUGGUCUGUUGGGGACCAAAGUCAAACGGUUUGGGUCUCUCCGACAAGGGAGAAGGGUUCGAGGUUUUAGCUUCCGGGAGAAACUCGGUUUGUGGGGUCUCUAAAGAGUCAGGUCAGCUUCAAUGCUUUGGAGAUGAAACGGAGUUUGGAGAAGUACCAAACCGGAUCCGGUUUAUUUCUCUUUCAGCUGGUGCUGAUCAUUACUGUGGUAUCAGAGAGGAUGAUCACGGGGUUGCGUGUUGGGGAAGAAACGUGAAUUCAUCCUCUUCAGCUCCUAAUACUUCAGGUUUCGUAGCGAUCUCGUCUUCAGAUUCAACGACGUGUGGCGUUAGAGAGCUGGAUCUGGUUCUUGAUUGCUGGAGAGUUCAUGAUUCCACUAAACCGGAUUAUAGUCCUCCUCUGGAGCUAUGCAGCCCCGGGGUGUGUUCCCCUCGUGGUAACUGUGGCGAUGGAUGGUUUGCUUUCAACGCAAGUAUCUUGAAAGAGUCAGAACUCACUAGCUUGUGUUCCUUUCAUGACCUAAACAUAUGUUUACGCUGCGGGGUUGAUUGCUUGGAAGGCUACUUCCCUUCGAGUGGCUGUAACCCUAACGCGGACAGGGUCUGCACUCCUUGUUCGUUGUGUCAGAACAGUUCUUGCUACGGUGUGUGCAAGAUCCCUGCCGAGAAAUCGCGUAAGCACGAGCAGAGAGAGGUGAGGAGGCUUGUGAUCAUCAUUGGAUGCUCUGUCUUGGGGUUCUUGGUUAUGUUGGUUGGUCUAUCUUUCAUUCCGAGGAUGACUAAAGGCAGUAAAAGAGAUGAUGAAGAGAGGAGUAAGAUGACUUGUUGCUUUUGUUUCGACAAGAACUCUGUCGAAGCUGAUCCUGAUCCUGUUCCUCAGACGGGGCUUCUCCCGAGCGCUGUCUCCCUAGGGGAGACAAAGAUCUUCCGUCUCUCGGAGCUGAAGGACGCGACUCACGGGUUUAAAGAGUUUAACGAGCUGGGGAGAGGUAGCUUCGGGUUUGUCUACAAAGCUGUUUUGUCUGAUGGGGUUCAAGUCGCGGUCAAAAGAGCCAACGCUGCGACCAUUAUUCAUUCCAACAACCGAGGCUUCGAGUCCGAGUUAGAGGUUCUUUGCAAGAUCAGACAUAACAACAUUGUAAAUCUUUUGGGAUACUGCUCGGAGAUGGGUGAAAGGCUUUUGGUUUACGAGUACAUGCCGCACGGUACGCUCCAUGAUCAUCUCCAUGGAGAUCUUUCUCAGCUGGACUGGAGCAUGAGGUUGAAGAUUAUGUUGCAAGCUGCAAGAGGGCUUGAUUACUUACACAACGAGGUGGAUCCUCCGGUGAUUCAUAGAGAUGUGAAGACGUCUAACAUCUUGUUGGACGGCGAAAUGUGUGCAAGAAUUGCUGAUUUUGGAUUGGUUAGCUCGAGUGAAAGAGACUCAAGCAAGAGUGAUAGAGAAGGUGAUGUUUAUGACUUUGGUAUUGUUCUUCUUGAGAUGCUAAGCGGGCGGAAAGCUAACGAUAGAGAGUCUGAUCCUCCCGGGGUUGCGGAAUGGGCUGUUCCUUUGAUCAGGAAAGGUAAAGCUGCCGCGAUUAUCGAUAGGAACAUUGGUUUGCCUAGAAAUGUUGAGCCGUUGCUUAAGUUGGCUGAGUUGGCUGAGCUUGCUGUGAGGGAGAAUCCUAACGAGAGGCCAAGUAUGAGAAAUCUAUUGAGCUUUCUUGAUCUUAUUGUCAAGACUGGACUCACCUUUUAAUUUGAAGAAGCGUUACAAAAUGUGAAUUAUAUUAUCAGCCUUGUUUUCUUAUGCUUUUGUUACAAAAUUGUACAAUCAUUGGUUAAUUAAAGUAAUAAACUGACAGAUUUCUUUGUCAAAAUGUAUCAGAAAGUGAUCUUAGUAGUGUAAUCAUUCAGUUGUAGGCUAUGGUCAAGAUCUCUUCCAUUUUUAUCAUCAACAUAUAAACAUAGUCUGAGCUAUGGAGGUAAAUGUAAUUAGUUGCUGGCUAUGGUCUAUGCUUGCAGGUUUUCUCCCGUCCUGUUUUGGAUUCUCAUUGGCUCUAUUUUUUGCCUUUCUCGGUCAUAUGAGAUUGGUUUUACCCUCUUUAGAUCACAUUCAUUCCUUGUCUGUUUGGAAGGUCUUGUUAAAAGAGUGUGAAACUUGUUAAAAUUCUGUUUUUCUGAAUAAUGAAAAUAGAGCAUACAAGAUUUGAAAGGUAAGCUUCAUAUCACAACAGAGUGUUGGUAGUGUAUUGGUUCUCAUGUGUCUCGGAUUCAAACCACUUUUGGUAAGAAGUGGUAUUUUAAAAAUUAGAAUUUCAAAUAGCUGACUUCGGGACUAUAGCAUUUAUGGAUCUACGAAAGAUUAUGGAUCUAAAGUUCAGAACUUCUACAGUAGUAACAAAACUUCAUAUCACGAGAAGAGCAACCAGAUUCCAUAGUUUUGCCAGUUUUUUUAUGUCUCUUUUAAAGGAUCUCAAAAGAAAAGAAAAACGUGUAGGUAUGAUUUGUGGCUUAUGGAAACUAUGAGAUUAUCAUUUUAAUAUAAAUCACUUUAAAUUUUACAUUGAAUAUUUUAUUUUAUUGAAUUAUACAUUACUCUGCUAAAGACGGGUCUAUUUUUCAUUUGUAAAUGUUAAAAAAGAAAUAUUAACGUUACUGAAAAAGUUGCUAUCCAUAUUGUUCAGAUCAAAAUAUACUAUCAUGUAUAUUGUCUACUCAAACUAAAGUAGUAUUCUUUCCAGUUUCCAUUAUAUUGAAACCUCUGGAAAACGCCCACUGUAAAUAGACGGGUUACUCACACGACAUGACAUGAUACAGUACACCUGAACUGGCAAAGAGUAUCUCCAAUUUUUCAAAAUAAAGUUUUUUUUCAAAACAAAACUUUAAACUAAAUUUUUUUUUUUUUGAAAAAAGGCUCAACUUUAAACUAAAUUUCAAUUUUUUUAUAUUUUAUACUAUAAUUUUUAUAUUUAUCAUAAUUAAUUUAAAUUCAUAAAAUUUUAUAAAUAAUUAGCACAUAUAUAAAAAUACUACAUCAAUAUUAAUUAAUAAAAAGUUGCACUAAAAUUUAAAUUAUGAGUAAUAUACCACAUUAAUUUGUAAAAAUAUUUUCGUAAUACUCUCAUAUAUGAUAAGUUAGUACAUUUGUUAAGUUUCUUUUGUAAUAUUGUUGUUGUAUGAAUCUAGUUUUAAAAUAUUUUAAAUCUUAUUUUAAGGUUUUUAUAAUUUUAUGUGUAAAACUUAAAUUUAUGAAAACAUAUUUGAAAUAUUUAUGAAAUAUAAAAAAAAUUAAGGAUUAAAAUGAUUAACAACCAAAUAUUUAAGAAUCAUAAAUGUAAUAUGCAAUUGUAAAGAUAAAAUGCAAAUAAAAAUAUUGAAAUUAUAUUUUUGAAAACAGAAAAAAUCAUAUUUGAAGUUAUGGAAUGUUUUUGGAAAUGCUCUAAACAUAUAAGGUUGAAUUUAUAAUUCAUUGAAUAUUGUGAGUUUACUAUUUCACUUUAGGUCAAACAUUCAUAGAUAAUUAAAAACAUCUCCAACAAUAGGGUCCAAACUUAUUUAUUUUGAAUCGAAACAUAUCCAAAGUGAACAAUCAAGGGAAAUUGUCACAAAUACCACUUUCAAUGUACCACUUUUCAUUAAUACUUUAACCAACUUUACCAUUAAAAUUUUAAUAGGCAAAAUACAAUUAUACCCCUAUCUAAUUAAAACUACAACUAUUAUCUUCUUUUCCACUAUCCGAUAAUCAAUCCGACGAGAUCCGGUGAUUCUGACGAGUUUUCCGGUGAGCUUUGACAACGAAGACGAGUUCUCUUGCGAAAUCUGACGAUGCUGAUGAGUUCUCUGGCGAAACACGAAUGAGACGAUCUCUCUCCUGAUGCUGAUGAGUUUCCGGUGAGAUCUGACGACGCUAACGAGUUUUCCGGCGAGAUCUGACGAUGCCGAGAAGUUCUCCGGCAAAGCUGACAGACUCGACAAGCUCAGACGAACGAGACGAUCUCUCUCCCAACGCCUAAGAAACACUAACAAAGGUAAGAUGAUAGUAUAUGGUGAUUUUUGCCUCUUUCUGUAAUUUUAGCUUGAUUUAUCAAAAUCGAUAUGUUUCUAAGAAAGAAGACGAAGUUUUUCAAGUGAAGUUUUCAGAUCUCAAAUUUAUAAGAUCUUAUAAAUUGUGUCCUUUCAAAUCUUACUGUUGAUCUUUUAGCAAUCAAAAGACACAAAGCUUAACGUAAGAGUACAAUUAUUGAUUUGGUUGAUUUAUUGUCAUAGUUUUCAGAUUUAUAUAAUUAUUUAAUUCAUGAGAAGGUACUAACCUAAGAGUAUAAUUAUUCCAUGAUUACUUCUUCUCUUGGUUGAUUUGGUGAUGUUGCAGAGAAUUACAAAUGUGUGUUGUCAGCUUUUGGAUUUAAAGGAUGUUGUGGAGAAGAUGUGUGGUGAUAUGCAUAUCUAAGUAUCUCACUUCCUUAAGAAGCAGUGGAGAUGAAGGAUGAGUUUGUUGAGUUACGAAAGCAUACUAUUUUUGAAUCUUAUUUUUGGAAGUGAAUGCUGAUGCGUAGAAAUAAUAUGUGACUGGCUUUUGUUUAGAUUUUGAAAAUUUACGAGGUUGGUGAGCUGUUUGAAGAGGCAAGAGAGACUCUGAAGAAGAAUGUGGUUUGUGCUAUCAAAGAAUUACGUAUUUAUAACGCUUUAUAAAAGUUGCAGAGUUGGCUUCUUAGUACAUUCUUCUCUCUCAUCUUCUUUAGACAUCUCUUAUACUAAAACAAUUGUAUCUCUCUUUUAGUAGUUGCAUAGUUGAAGAUAUUAGUUGGACAUGUAAGUGAGUUUGGUUUCAA